AUGCUCCAGAACAACCUCCUCCGAAAUGUGGCCCAGGAUCAAAUAUGCCUAGCAGUAGGCAUCAAAGUGGUCAACAGCAAUGAGAUCGUGCAGCUCGCUCGGGCUGCUGGAUACGAUUCUGUCUUUAUUGACCUGGAGCAUUCUAUAUUGUCACAGAAAAAUGCCAGUCGGCUUUGUUCUUCAUCCCUCUUGUCUGGGAUCACGCCCUUUGUGCGCGUACCUCACCAGUGCGGUAAUGGAUAUGUCCAGAGGGUUCUCGAUGGCGGCGCAAUGGGCAUUGUAUUUCCUCAUAUUAACACCGUUGAAGAGGCCAAAAGUGCAGUUUCGGCGACAAAGUUUCCUCCCAAGGGGAAACGCUCUCUUACAGCCGCACUGCCGCAGUUUGAUUUCCAGAGAAUCGCGGCAAAGGAUCUGAUGCAGCAGCUGAACAGUGCUGGAUCUACUGUCUUUAUCAUGGUAGAGACCGUUGAAUGUCUAGAGAACAUCGAUGCCAUCGCCGCCGUUGACGGGGUGGAUGUGUUGCUGCUCGGCGCCAACGACUUGUCACUAGAAUUGGGGAUUUUGGGCGAGUGGGAGCAUGCGAAGCUCCAGAAUGCCCUUGAGACUAUUGCUGCUGCUGCACAGAGGGCAGUCAGGAAUCUGGGCGCGAGGUACAUUUUGGGACAUCUAGAUAUUGGCUUGUUGGCCAUGGCGAUGAACAAGAAUGUGGAGCAGCUACGAGAGAUGAAUACAAAACAUUGA
Molecule: messenger RNA, 741 nt
Organism: Talaromyces rugulosus
Lineage: Eukaryota; Fungi; Ascomycota; Eurotiomycetes; Eurotiales; Trichocomaceae
Exons: 4
Coding region: 1-741 (246 amino acids)
Cellular component (GO): cytoplasm
Molecular function (GO): aldehyde-lyase activity
Source: RefSeq, a predicted model, not a curated record